GCGGUAAUUGUUUGCUGUUUAAACGGCUGAACACGUGCUUUGUAUCAGGAGCCAGACUUGGCAUUUACUGCAUGUAUUUUUGUCAUUUCGAGAAAUUUCUUAUUUCCGACCGCGUACAUUAUUAUAUUGAGUGGGUGGUCAGUGUGGUCAGUUGCCGUUUCUUAUUCCGAAGUAAGUCUGUAAGUUUUCUGAAGUGUACACGAUGGCCAAGUGGGGACAAGGUGACCCUCGGUGGAUUGUUGAAGAGAGAUCGGACGCUACAAAUGUUAACAACUGGCAUUGGACGGAGCGAGAUGCAUCCUGUUCAUCUAAAGAGCACCUGAAAGAAUUAUUGGUUGGUCUAAAAAUCCAAGACGAUAAAGGUGAAUGCGAGGUGAUUGAGAUGACAAGUAUUGAGGGUGAAGCAUCAGCCAGCAACAGGAAAGCCAAACUCAUCUUCUUCUAUGAAUGGAACAUCAAACUAGAAUGGCAAGGUAACCUCAAAGACUGCAGUACCAAACUGAAGGGACAUGUGGAAAUCCCCAACCUCAGCGACGAGAAUGAUUUGGAUCAGAUAGACAUUACCGUUACGACUAAGAAAAAUACCGAGGAGUCCAGAAUACUGAAGGAAAUAAUGCGCAGCAAAGGCACCACCGUCAUCCGAGAACAGCUUGGCAAAUAUAUCACCUUCCUCAAAGAAGAUAUGAGUAAAGGAAUGAUACUGCCGUCAGCAGACACACAGAAGGAAUCACAACCGGCCGUGUCUAAGCCCACACCUCCCAAGGCUUCCCCGUCUACCAUCCAGCAACAACACCAGGUCAACCAAGAAAACAUGAAGAACACGCAGAUUGGAGUCCAGAUUGACACGCAGAAUCUGACGGCAACCGAGGAAUUCAAGUGUGCGGCUGAGGAGCUGUAUCAGGUGCUCACGGACCCCCAGAGAGUUUCGGCAUUCACCCAAUCCCAAGCGGUUAUGGAAGUGGAAAACGGCGGCAAGUUCAGUCUGUUUGGUGGCAACGUGACUGGAGAGUUUAUAUCAUUGGAUCGUGCUUCCCAUAAAAUUGUUCAGCGUUGGAGAUUCAAAACCUGGCCAGAAGCCCACUUCUCAACGGUCACCAUCAAGUUGACCCAGAAGAGCGAUUGCACCAAACUGACCCUGAACCAGACGGGCAUCCCCGUAGCCGACUAUGACAGGACGAAAGCCGGCUGGAUAAACUACUACUGGCACGCCAUCAUGGCCACGUUUGGCUAUGGGGCUCAGCUCUUUUGAUGUCAGUUACAACCGGGAUCCGGGCCCAAUUUCGCGGCGCUGCUAAGCACAAAAAUGUGCUUUGCACAAAAAAAAAAGUCUGGCUUAUAAUCAGCCAAAACUCAUGUGAUUUUCAUGCUAAGCAAACAACAGCUGAAUACUAAUCAAGAGCAAUAUACAUCACAUGGAGUUUUGGCUGGUAACCUGCUUUUAUAAGCCAGACUUUUACUGUGCUGAGCAGUUUUUGUGCGUAGCAGCGUCGUGAAAUUGGUCCGUGAUUGUGGCAGACGAUCAUGUCAAAAUCAUGAAUAUUUAUUUGUACAAAAUACAAGUCCUCACUGUCGACAUAUUGCUGUGAAUGUUGUGCUAGUUCUCAGGUAUUGUUUGAACUUAGAGAGAAACCGUGGGGUUUUUACAGCUGGAAAAAAAAUGUGGACAGAAUGAAAAGAAAGCAUUACAAUUUACAACAUUUAAACGAGUGAAGGUUUGUGGUCACACCAUUUGGACAAAUCUCGUUUGAUGUGUGUGGUUCUGAAAAGAACCCGGUUGGUUGUGAAGUCAACGUUCCGAUCAGUAUGCUCUGAUCAUCUUCAGGAGGGCUACGAAGAUGAUCAGAGCAUACUGAUCAAAACGUUGAGUUUACAACCAACCAGUUCUUUUCUUUUUCAGAACUACACACCUCAAAAGAGAUUCUCCCACAUGGUGUUAUCGCAAAGCCUCAUGGCGGUUUAUACUACCGCCAUGAAAAGUUUCCAAUCUUAUUUUCAACAUAUUGAAAAUAUUGUGAAUUGAUGACUAUUGUAAAAUCAAAAUUGUUGACCUCAACUUCCAUUUCAUCGAUCACGCAAAUGACAAUUCGGGCGAUUCACAAUGCAGUGCGCCACCAAGAGUUUGCCACGGGGAGUUCAUUUUUACCAGUGCAUUGUGGGAGAUAGUCGACAAACUCGCAGCGCGGGACUCUUGAAAUUGUUAGUUUUUCCGGUCAGUAGUUUCGUAAGCGUAUGAUUCGAGUAUAUGUUUGCCCUUUUUUUUUCUGUUUAUCAAUAUGGUGUUUUGUGUAAGGCAGCAGAACGCUAUGCCCCAAUCUAUAACAAAUUAGCUCAAAUUGUCUACUGACACCCGUUCAAAUGAGCCUGUGACUGUGAACUUGAAAAAUGGAUUCUUCACGGCAAACUCUUGGUGGCGCAAUGCAUUGUGAAUCGCCCGAAUUGGGUAAAUUCAAACGUGGGAGUCUGUGACUACACUCGUCAGUGUUUUGUGCCAAGACGUUCAAAGAAAAAGCGAACGUGGACCAGCGAGACUUGCACGUUAUAUUGACCAUCCUUACACUUGUAUCUCCUGACCAUAUAUUAUUGUUUACAUCGGUGAACUUUUUAUCAAUUACUGUAACACUAUCCUUAUCCUGUGAUGUUCCUCAACCCAUCGCAUAGUCACAGAAGAAUUGGGGGUUUCCCCGUAUCUAUGUGGGAUUUAUAGUGAUUACAGGAAGAUUUUUUUAGAUUUUUAAAAAUUAAACAAAGGCAAAAGUAUUAAGAUUUAUAGAUAACACUGUCAAUACUACAUUGCACACUUUGCAAAGUAUUAUAUUUCUUAACUUGUACAGUAAAAGUCAGGCGAAGCUGGUCGAGCACCGUUAUAGAACAAUUUGAAUAGGAGUAAAACUGAUUAAACAUCGUGAAUAUAUUGAAGGCUCUGUUAAUCAUGCCACCUUUAAUAUGCAAGAAUGAUCUUUAUGAAAAAAAAAUGUAAAAGAUACUAGCGCGAUAUGUUGCUGAAUACACACACUGAAAUUACUACUUGAUGUCUGCAGUGUUUAUAAUUAAUAAAAUUGAGUGAAUUUUUUUUCAGUUGCAGAUUCUUUUUACUUUAAUUUUUAAUAUAACGCAUUAAUUCCCGGAAAAUAUGUGAUUCACGAACAGAGGCUCAUAUAUACUGUAUACCGAGAAUGGAAUGUGUGUCAGUUUUAGUUUAAUGGGAUUUUUUUAACUGUUCAAUAUUUUUUGGAAAUAAAACAUUUGACAAACAUGAGGAAUAGAAACAAA
This is a messenger RNA of Patiria miniata (bat star), 3270 nucleotides long. Its product is annotated as activator of 90 kDa heat shock protein ATPase homolog 1-like. The record is from RefSeq and is a predicted model, not a curated record. Bases 203 to 1249 code for a protein of 348 amino acids. Gene Ontology annotation, biological process: positive regulation of ATP-dependent activity; protein folding. Gene Ontology annotation, cellular component: cytosol. The transcript is spliced from 10 exons. Gene Ontology annotation, molecular function: ATPase activator activity; protein-folding chaperone binding. NCBI's taxonomy places the organism in Eukaryota, Metazoa, Echinodermata, Asteroidea, Valvatida, Asterinidae.